AUGAGUCGCCCCCCAGGCCCCCACAGCGCCCGGGCCCCGGCGGGCUCCACGGCUCUACCCGGGCUCAUUCCGGACCUGGUCGCCCGGAUCCCUUGACUCCGCUGGGCGCUCAUAGCCACUGCGGCUGUGGCGGGCGUCCUCGUUGUUUCCUGCCUGCUCUGUGCCUGCUGCUGCUGCCGCGGCCGCCACAGGAAGGAGCCCAGAGACGAGGAGGCCGUGGGCCUGGGCAGUGCCCGCAGCACCAUCAACACGCACCUGGUGCAGCCAGAUGUGGAUAAGGUGGAGCCUGGCCCUGGGGGGCCCCAGUAGUGGGAGUGCCUGCAGCUGUCCGUGGAGUACGACUUUGGAAGCCAGGAGAUCAAGGUGGGCCUCAGGCAGGCAGUGGACCUGAGGCCCCGGGGCCCAGGCGGCACGGCGGACCCCUAUGCCCGCGUCAGCCUCUCCCCUGAGGCCGGGUGCAGGCACGAGACGAAGGUGCACCGUGGUACCCUCUGCCCCACGUUCGAAGAGACCUGCUCCUUCCACGUCCCCCCCGUGGAGCUGCCCCAGACCGCCCUGCGGGUGCAGAUUUUAGACUACAAGCUCUUCUCCCAGCACGAGCUGCUGGGCGUGCUCAGCCUGCCGCUGGGCACCGUGGAUCCGCAGCCCGUCCUGGAGCUCUGGCACCCUCUGGGCCCUUCUUGCUGCCCGCAGCCCGAGCAGUUGGGGGAGGUAUGCUUCUCGCUCCAGUACGUGCCCGGCUCGGGCCGGCUGACCGUGGUCGUGCUGGAGGCCCGAGGCCUGAGCCCAGUUCUGGCAGAGCCCUACGUGAAGGUCCAGCUUGUGCUGAACCAGAGGAAGUGGAAGAAGAGAAAGACAUCUGCCAGGAAGGGCAUGGCCACCCCUUACUUCAAUGAGACCUUCACCUUCCUUGUGCCUUUCAGCCAGAUCCAGAGUGUGGCUCUGGUGCUGGCCGUCUGGGUCUGGGGCCCUCAGUUCCAGGCCAAGCCCGUGAGCAAGGUUCUGCUGGGCGCCCGGGCCUCUGGUCAACCCCUACAGCACUGCGCAGACAUGCUGGCCCAUGCCUGUCGACAGCACUGCCUGCAGCCGGCCAGGGAGGUGGACCGGGCCCUGGCCUUGCAGCCCCACCUGCGCCUGCCCUUGGCUGGCUCCUGAAAGCAGCCCCGGCCCUUGGUCUCCCUGGGCUGGACCACGGGUCCCGUGCAGGCUGCCCUGGGGGCCCACCAUAAUAAACGCCUUC
Molecule: messenger RNA, 1240 nt
Organism: Delphinapterus leucas (beluga whale)
Lineage: Eukaryota; Metazoa; Chordata; Mammalia; Artiodactyla; Monodontidae
Source: RefSeq, a predicted model, not a curated record